ACACGAAAACACCCGAAGUAAAACGAAAGGUCGGUCCUGUAGGACUGCCGGAGGCGGCCACAGCGCCAUGUUGAACGGAAUCAUCACACUCUGUGGAGAUACUCUCGUCAAAGAGCAGUUGUAAACAAAGUGUUUUUCAUUUUCCAAAGGGGGCUCACCUGUCAAGAUCGCCCUGGCAAGAAGAGGCCAACUAGAUCCUCGGAAACCCCGGCCGGGGAGGGGGAACAGCCCCCCAACCGUCAGCAAUGAAGAUAAACCAAAAUAAGCACUAGCUGGCUAACUUUAGCCUGCUAUUCUAUAAAUAAGCUAGCUAUCCUGUUAGCUCAAGCUUUUCUAUCCGCUCAGACACCGGCAACCUGCUCCUAAAGGCCCGGUGUUGACGUAACUCGCCAGCAAUAUUUUUUUUACGUGCACAGUUUAGCCGCUAGAUAAUUUAUUAUUGUAAAUAUCUGUAAAACCGUGCGUUUGUUUUGUUUUUGUUUUUAUUUGCGAUGAGUUUGCCGCCGAAACCAGCCGCUGCCGUCGCCGCUGGAACUGGACCUGGAACCGGGCCGUCACCCUCGAGUCAGCUGCGGGCCACCCUGACCCCAGUGCCGCUACCGCCGGGGACACCGGUGGCUCAACAGCCGCCGACACAAGUUUUCCUUAAUAUCUCCUCUAGGUUCCCAAGAGUGCCCCUGGAAGAGCGAAUCUUCUCCACACAGCCCGUCACUGCUGUCUACAGUGUACAGAGACACCCUGGCCCCCCAUAUACAGCACAUGAAAUUAACAAGGGACACCCUAACCUAGCAGCCACACUGCCGGGUCACGCCUCCUCCCCUGGACUCUCUCAGGUAUCAGUUUCAACAGUAUCCACUGCGCAUCUGUAUGGUCACCCUAAAGGCUGGGAGGCAGGAGGAGGGUCUCCGUACACACCAGGGCAGAAUGCCGGCACGACCCCUCUGGUCUACUCUUCACCAACCCAGCCAAUGAACGCACAGCCUCAGAGCCGCCCGUUUGCCCCUGGGCCUCGUCCUACCCAUCACCAGGGAGGAUUCAGACCCAUUCAGUUUUUCCAGAGGACGCAGAUGCAAACGGUGCGGCCCACCAUUCCAAGCAACAACCCUCCCAUUCGGCCCACAUCUCAGACCCCCACAGCAGCGGUCUACCCCCCCAGUCAGCCCAUCAUGAUGACCAUGGCUCCCAUGCCCUUCCAUUCCCCACAGACAGCGCAGUACUACAUCCCUCAGUACCGUCACAGUGCUCCUCAGUAUGUGGGGCCUCCUCAACAGUACCCAGUCCAGCCCACUGGACCCAGUACCUUCUAUGCUGGACCCAGUCCAGGGGACUUCCCAGCACCUUAUGCAGGACCUCCCUACUAUCCUGGGCAGCCCAUCUACUCACCAUCUCCAUCCAUUAUAGUGCCUACACCACAACAACCUCCACCUGCUAAGAGGGAAAAGAAAACAAUCCGUAUCCGAGACCCCAACCAGGGUGGCAAGGAUGUGACAGAAGAGAUAUUAUCAGGGGUGGUCGGAAGUCGGAACCCAACCCCACCGGUGGGACGGCCCUCCUCCACUCCUACACCUCCACGAGUAAGACGGCUAAUCACAGAGACCAAAUCAAACACAAAAACCCAUAUGCGCACAUACAGAUUUAAUGACAAGCCAAAACUAGAGUUUGCCUCGCAAAGAUCUGCAUCUCCAGGAUUGCGGCAGCCAGAGACUCCACUGGAAAGAAGAGAUCCUAGCAGCCCAGUCCAAGCGCCCUCUCCCCCACAGAAAACUGAGCUUCCCCCCUCCGGCCCAGAAUCGGCCUCAAGUGUAGCUACAGCCCCAACUCCUUCCAUACCUGCCUCAACCGUGGAGUCAGCUGACACCCCGAGCCCAUCAGCUGAGCCCGGCCCCACUAAAGCUAUCACACCAGAACCUGAAAGCUCUGAGCCGGAGAAAUCCUACUCAGAGCAGCUCUCACCUCAGAGCUUGUCUACGUCCCUGGCCCAGCCUGAAAAGGUCAUCAAUGGGCUGACGGACACCGAUGCUGCUCCCUUGAGUGAAGACUUGGAAUCCCAACCCAGGGAAGUCUCUCCGUUGCUGCCUACUUCCAGCGUGCCCCAGUGCCCCAGCUCGGAGCCCAGGCCCAUCACACCGGCGCUGGAGGCCGAGUCUGCGGCGGGAAAGGCGGAUACUCCCUCGCCUCCUGCUGAGGACAGCACUGGAUGUCCUGUCGCCCCAUCCCUCUCCACCUCCACUACUGCUGCUAUCUCCACCACACCUGCUCCUCCUCCAGGCCUCACACACCCAAGUCAGGUUUCUGCAGGAUCAGCCAAGAGGCCCUCUACAGGAGCAGAGCUCAAAGAAACAGGGAAGGAGACCGAGGCCUUGCCGGACGAGAGAGGCGAGCCCUUCUUGCAGUCCAGAAAAAGCUCAAGUCAAGCUACAUCUAGUGCACCAAAGACCUGGAAGAAGCCAAAAGAGGACAUGCCUGUAGAGCAAGAUCAGUGUCUAGAUAAAGAGGAGGACAUGGAUCAGCCCUCUAUGGAACCUGCUGCAGAGAGCCCCAGUCCUCCUCCUGUGGAGGUGGAGAGGAGGCCGUCAGCAGGAGCUGUGCUUGAGGAGAACGGAGAACAGGAAGUAGAGCCUCUGAGAAACGGGGCUGAACACGCCUCUGAAACUGAAAACAGUGACAGCAUCCACCCGCCUGCGGUCAAAGAGCCACUGAUCAAAGCAGUGCCACAGCCUGCAGAGAAGAAUGGAAAGAAGCAGUACGACAGAGACUUCCUGUUGGGCUUCCAGUUCAUGCCUGCAUGUGUGCAGAAACCAGAGGGGCUUCCUCCCAUUUCUGAUGUUGUUCUAGAUAAGAUUAACCAAAAUAAGCUGCCCAUGCGGCCGGUAGACCCACGAGUGAUUUCCAGAGGCCCAGACUUCACGCCAGCAUUUGCAGAUUUUGGCAGACAGAUUCCAGGAGGCAGGGGAGCACCGCUGCUGAAUGUUAGCCUGCGUCGACCACCUGGACGCAAGAUCAUCACAAACGUGUCGGUGAAUGAUGAGGUGCAGCUGAGGACAACAGAGAAUGCCUGGAAACCUGGAAUGAAGCGGGAAAAUGCCAUUGAAGAGCCAGAGACCCUGAAAUCUCAGGAGCUUUUCCGAAAAGUGCGUAGUAUUCUCAACAAAUUGACGCCACAGAUGUUCAGCCAGCUGAUGAAGCAGGUGACUGACCUCACCAUCGACACUGAGGAGCGGCUCAAGGGUGUCAUAGACCUGGUUUUUGAGAAAGCCAUUGAUGAACCCAGCUUCUCUGUGGCCUAUGGCAAUAUGUGCAGCUGUCUGGCCACGUUAAAAGUGCCCAUGAUGGAUAAGCCCAACAGCACUGUGAAUUUCCGGAAGCUGCUUCUGAAUCGCUGUCAGAAGGAGUUUGAGAAGGACAAGGUGGAUGAUGAUGUCUUCGAGAAGAAACACAGGGAGCUGGAGGCAGCUAAUUCAGCUAGCGAGCGGGAGAGGCUGCAGGAGGAACUGAACGAAGCGAAAGAUAAGGCCCGCAGACGUUCCAUCGGCAAUAUAAAGUUCAUCGGCGAGCUCUUCAAGCUGCGGAUGCUGACAGAGGCCAUCAUGCACGACUGUGUGGUGAAGUUGCUGAAAAACCACGAUGAAGAGUCAUUGGAGUGCUUGUGCAGGCUGCUCACAACUAUUGGCAAGGACCUGGACUUUGAGAAAGCUAAGCCACGGAUGGAUCAGUACUUUAACCAGAUGGAGAAGAUAGUAAAGGAGAAAAAGACUUCUUCACGCAUUCGGUUCAUGCUGCAGGACGUUACUGACCUGCGAUUGCACAAUUGGGUGUCUCGGAGAGCUGACCUGGGCCCCAAGACCAUUGAGCAGAUCCAUAAAGAGGCAAAGUUGGAGGAGCAGGAGGAAAAGAGGAAGGUCCACCAGCAACUCUUGUCCAAGGACAACAAGAGGAGACCAGUGGUGCAGAGAGAGGAGACCUGGAGCACUGUGCCUAUGACUAAGAACAGCAGAACAAUAGACCCCGCUAAGAUUCUCAAGAUCUCAAAGCCAACAAUAGAUGAGAAGAUUCAGCUGGGACCAAGAGCUCAGGUGAACUGGAUGAAGGGCAGCAGUGGAGGGGCUGGAGCCAAGGCCAGUGAGUCAGAUGUCUCUCGUCCCAGUGCCAGUUUGAACCGUUACUCACCCCUGCAACCCUCAGCGCCCCUGGCCUCCUCUUUACCCUCUACAUCCCCAGAUUUUGAUGCCAGGAGAGUUCUCAGCAGUCGAGGAAGCUCAGGACGAGAACGUAAUGACAAGCCAUUGAGUGCGGGUCCCGCUCGGACAGGACCCAUCUCAUUGGGUAGCAGCAAUAAGGAGGCUCCUGAGGAGUCGGUCCAGGAAGUGUCCCGUAGAGACUCGAAUGCCUCAGACACGCCCAAGCUGCCCGCCAGCACUGCAGACAAAAGCAGACUGGAGCGUAGCCAAUCCAGGGAGUCUGCUGUUAAACUUGAAGUACUGUCAGGACCCUCUCCAGACAAGCCUACAUUAACAGAAGAGGACAUGGAAAGGCGGUCCAAGUCCAUUAUCGAUGAGUUUUUGCACAUUAAUGAUUACAAGGAGGCAGUGCAGUGUGUGGAGGAACUAGAGCAACCUGCCAUGCUCUAUGUGUUUGUGCGGGUGGGUGUGGAGUCCACGCUGGAGAGGAGUCAGAUCACACGAGACCAUAUGGGUCAGCUGCUCUACCAGCUCCUGCAGGCUGGAAUCUUCCACAAACUUCAGUUCUUUAAAGGGUUCUCUGAAACUCUUGAAUUAGCAGAUGAUAUGGCCAUUGAUAUUCCCCAUAUAUGGCUGUACCUUGCGGAGCUGGUGACCCCUGUGCUUCGAGAGGGGGGAAUCUCUAUGAGAGAAUUAUUUAGUGAAUUUAGCAAACCAUUACUCCCUGUGGGAAGAGCUGGGAUAUUAUUUUCUGAAAUAUUGCACCUUCUAUGCAAACAAAUGAGCCAUAGGAAAGUAGGAUCAUUAUGGAGGGACUCUGGGUUGAGCUGGGCAGAUUUUAUACCUGAAACGGAGGAUGUGCACAGCUUCAUCACAGAACAUAAACUGGACUUCACACUUUCUGACGGCUCAAACCCGACCGAGGCUGUCUCUAAGAGAACACUCUCGCCUGAGGAACUGAACAAGCAACUUGAAAAACUACUACUUGAGGACAUGGCUGGUGAUGAACGAAUCUUUGACUGGGUUGAGGCCAAUCUAGAUGAAUCAGAAAUGAGUUCACCUCCUUUCCUCAGAGCUUUAAUGACUGCUGUGUGCAAGGCAGCAGUGAAAACCGAGGGCUCCUCAUACAAAGUGGACUUGUCCAUAAUCAAGAGGAGAUUGCCUGUAUUACACAAGUACCUUAACUCAGACACAGAGAGACAGUUGCAAGCACUUUAUGCACUUCAAGCAUUGAUAGUAAAACUGGACCAGCCUGCUAAUUUGCUCCGGAUGUUCUUUGACUGUUUGUAUGAUGAGGAUGUGAUAUCUGAAGACGCUUUCUAUAAGUGGGAGGUCAGUAAAGACCCCGCUGAACAGCAAGGCAAAGGUGUGGCCCUGAAGUCAGUCACCGCUUUCUUCACGUGGCUGCGCGAGGCAGAGGAGGAGUCCGAGGACAAUUGACGAGAGGACAAACGGACACAUUUGCCAACUAGUCGCUGAAACAAUAACUGCAUCAAAUUAAAAUGAAACAUAACAAGCAACACAUUAUGCAUCAGGAUGGCUGGAGUGCAGCAAGAUUGGAAUGGUACGGUUCACUGACAUGCAGCAACCCUAUGACAACUUGCAAUUGCUGGAGCACUAAAACAUUUAUUAUUUAUAAGUUUUUUUUUUGUUUUUUUUUUACUUUUUAAGAGGACUUUAAUAAUACA
This is a messenger RNA of Sinocyclocheilus anshuiensis, 5866 nucleotides long. RefSeq names its product eukaryotic translation initiation factor 4 gamma 3-like. Lineage: Eukaryota; Metazoa; Chordata; Actinopteri; Cypriniformes; Cyprinidae. The record is from RefSeq and is a predicted model, not a curated record. Bases 492 to 5618 code for a protein of 1708 amino acids. The transcript has 34 exons. Gene Ontology annotation, cellular component: eukaryotic translation initiation factor 4F complex. Gene Ontology annotation, molecular function: mRNA binding; protein binding; translation initiation factor activity.